This is a messenger RNA of Chara braunii, 3659 nucleotides long. NCBI's taxonomy places the organism in Eukaryota, Viridiplantae, Streptophyta, Charophyceae, Charales, Characeae. The record is from the annotation of a GenBank genome assembly.
GUCGCCAUCCAGCAAGCAGCUCUGCAGGAGGCACAACUACAACGGCCAUUAGGAGAGAUAAAAGCGGAGAAGGAGAAGAUGAUCAGAAGAAGAGCCAAGAUGCAGCGGAGAGGGGCAGACAUAGAGGAGUUAGAGACGAUGGACCUGACGAACAUGGAUGAUGAUGUGAGGGUAGUUAGGAGGGCCCUGUUAGGCGUAAUAGAGAUGCAGGAGCAUCAAACUACCAUCCUCCAGGAUAUCCAACAGAGCCUAGCCGUUUUGGCAGGCCGUGCUCAGGCAGCACCAUCACCAGCCGGGCCUGGUGCCUGCCCCGUGCCAUAUCCUCCUUUUUUUGUCCCACCGAUGACAGGGGUAUCCCCAUAUAUAGCCCCGUCAUCGGUUGCUAUCGUUUCCGUGGGCAUGCCGCUGUCAGGAGGGGUAACAGCAGGGAGUAGUUUGCAGGUUCCUAUUCAGACAGUGUACACCCAAACUCCAUCGCAGGUUGCAGUCACCACGCAGCCUGCUGUCUCGCAGCCUGUACAGCCUCAGGGCACGGAGCCCCAACAGCUAGCACAACAACCUGUGUCACCGGGUCCACAGCCCGGAGUGGUGCACGGACCGGGACAAACUCAGUGGGUUCCAAAGACGGCCAUCGCCGCUCCCAAACCUUUUACAGGGGACAAGAGAGGCGAAGACCUCGACACAUGGUUGAGGUCAGUGCCAGUCUAUGUUAGGUGCAAACUUACCUUGCCGCACGAAGAAGUGCUUGUGGCUGCAUCUUACCUAGAGGGUAGUGCAGCAAGAUGGUUGAGCGGUUUAGUGCUGCUCCAGGGAUAUGGUCAUGACUUCCGCGCUUGGGCAGCCACCCAGAAACUGGAUGACUUCCUGCAGAUGGUGGAGGAGAGGUGGCACGAUCCUCAGGAGGCUCAAAGGGCCACUGGUGCGAUCCUGACACUGCACACGAGGCAGUUUAAGUCAGUAAGGGAAGCCACCGAAGCUGUGUCCCAGGGGUGCGCUAUGACCCCCAGACAUCUGAAGCAUGCGUUGACGCACUACGAGGUCUUGAAACUUCCUGAUCCUGAUAAGCCGUUUAUAGUCACCACGGAUGCCAGCCAAUAUGGUAUUGGCGUCGUGCUCGCGCAGCCGGAGGGGCCAAAGUUAAGGCCUGUAGAGUAUAUGUCCAAGAAGAUGCCCUCUCAGAAGUUGGCAAAGUCCACCUAUGAGAAGGAACUCUAUGCGGUGUACAAGGCUCUGACCCAUUGGAGACACUAUCUCCUUGGGAGGUUCUUCAUCCUCAAGACUGAUCAUCAGACACUGAGAUGGACGAAAACUCAGCUUGUUCUAUUUAACGCCCUCAAGCGUUGGAUCGAAGUUAUUGAGCAAUAUGACUUUGACCCUCAGUAUCUGAAAGGGGAGUACAACAAGGUUGUUGACGCCUUGUCGCAUAGACCUGACUUCUCAGGUGCGCUGAUUACUGAGUUCAAUCUGACAGACAGUGUCACUCAGUCUUUGGUGGAAGCCUAUCGCAAGGACCAGUUCAUGUCUGAGAUCAUACACAGACUUGAGGCGAAGUAUAAGAAGACUUCUGUCGAGUUUGAGUUGGUCAAUGGCUUGCUGUUCCUUGAGAAGGAAGGGAAUAAACGAUUGUGUGUCCCAAAUAGCGAGUCUUUGCGUAGUUUGUUUUUAGGAGUGUCACGAUGCCACCGGCCAUUUUGGGUACAAGAAGACCGCAGCAAAUCUGCUGCAGCGGUUCUGGUGGCCCACGAUGAUGCGAGACGCCCAGCUGUACGUGGAGACUUGUCAGUCACCAGCAAGAGGGGGAUGCGACACAUCUUCGUCAUCGUGGAUAGAUUUAGCAAGUAUGCUAGGCUAGUGGCAAUGCCGGAAAUAGCCAGAACGGAGUAUGUGAUCAAAAUGUUUAAAGAGAACUGGGUCAGGGACUUUGGUUUACCGAAGUCUAUUAUUAGUGACAGGAAUGUCCGGUUCACCAGCGAGUUGUGGAAGGCCGCUGCUGCAGAGCAGGGAACUCAGUUGCAGAUGACUUAUGGGAAUCACCCAGAGGCCAACGGUCAAGCCGAGCAACUGAACCGCGUUGUACAACACCUGUUGAGGCAUUACAUCAAGCCCAACCAGGUGGACUGGGAUGAGAAGCUUGCUCUCAUCGCCAGCUUUGCCACGUCAGCAAUGCCACGUCAGCAGUGCCACAUCAGCAGUACCACGUCAGCAACAGUGCCACGUCAGCAGUACCCCGCCACCAUGACGGUCUCAGUUCUGGGCAUGCCAGGCCAAUUGGCGAACGAGUCCAUUGCCAAGUACCGACAGCGGUUCCAGGCUCAGCUCGCACUGAUCGAGGCUGAGGAACAACGUCAGGCGGCAGUCGAGGCUGCCUGCCUACAGGCUGAAGCGGCGGAAACAGCUGAAAAGCAGCGACUUCAGGCCGAAGCAGACGCAGAUACCCAGGCACGCCGCAAGGAGGCGCAGGAUCAGCUACAGCGGCACAAAGCUGCCAGCAUCGAAAAGCUCAAGUUCUGGCAUUUUGAACCAUCUGAGCACCACAAAGACGUGACACCGGAAGAGCAGCACAAGGAGUUCAUUGCCAAACUCGUGACCCAGUUGGUUUACACUUGUAACCACCUGCAGUCUGAGCUGGCGAAUCUCCGACGGGCGGUGCAGAACCACAAGGAUCUGCACGAGGAUGCUACAUGGGCACUUGAUUCCCGUGUACAGGACUUGGAGCAAGUUGCACCAAGACCAGAUGCUGGCGAGUCCAGUAGUGCACCCUCUACCUGCCAGUUGGAGGAACGAGUUGCCCACGUAGUCGCAAUGCUCGGCGACAUCAGCUCCUUCGCUGCACCAGCCACCAUAAGCAAGCAGCUAGACACCUUGAAGACCGAGGUUCACCAACUGCACCAGCGGCCCAACAAGGACGGCAACACCAGUGCACAGCACUACAAGAUGCCGACAUUCCGCAUCGGAAAGUUCGAUGAUUAUACACAUCAAGACCCGGUCCCCUGGUGGGAGGGCUUUACGACGGAACUUCAGAUUCUUUUUGUCCCCGAGCACUCGUACAUCGGCGCGCUGUUCCUCAACUCAAAGGGCGGAUGCCAGAUCUGGCUCAGCCACCUGGCAACCAUCCACGGCGUCCAAGUCGCCGAUCUACAUAAGAAGAUAUCUUGGGACGAGUUGACGAAGCUAUGGAAGAAGCGGUUCAUCGUGGACGACGCCCCAGCGCUCGCCAUCAACUACCUCUUCAGCAUGACUCAAGGCAACACACCAGCACGUGACUGGCUCACGGCAUGGCAAAAGAUCGUGGCAACGCCCGAUCUCGAGUUGCCAUUUUCGCAUCUGCACCAAGAGUUUACAACCGGUCAUGUGCGGCCUUGAGCCUCGCACUUGGUGGUCGCGAGCGAUACACGACCUUCGCCGAAAUCAUCGACAAGGCAAGGGAGAUCAUCAAGACCAAUAGGGCGGCUGCACACGAGAAGUCAGCGUGGCAGCCAACCUAUGUGGAGAAAGGAAAAUUUGGUCCGCGUACGCAGCAUGUCGCCGCAGUCCAACCGGACAACAUUGUGAAAGACCCGGCAGCCACCCAAGCAUCACGUGAGGGUGAUCAGGAGGCCGCUGUCCAGCCGCGAAGCAACAACAACUCCCGAGGAAAGGGGAAGGCGAAAACCGCAUCG